Molecule: messenger RNA, 456 nt
Organism: Kuraishia capsulata CBS 1993
Lineage: Eukaryota; Fungi; Ascomycota; Pichiomycetes; Pichiales; Pichiaceae
Exons: 1
Coding region: 1-456 (151 amino acids)
Source: RefSeq, a predicted model, not a curated record
AUGUCAGAUGACCAUCUUGUUAGAAGGCCAUCGAGACUGACAUAUCUUAGCUCCAACAACCAGCGACUGGACAUACGAGCCCACCAGCGCACCUACCAGGGUGCCUACAUGAGAUCAUGUCUAGGAGCAUUAUCCUUCUCAGUUCUCAUUCUAAAGAUUUUCUCGAAAGAAUUUCUGAGCAUAGGAAUGGUCUAUACUAUCUAUGGGAUGUUGUUUCUGGUGGUGAGCUAUCUACGACAACAGAACAUUGAUCUGUAUAUCAUGUCUCCCGAGACCCACAAGUAUUGGAAGGAGGACUCGGUAACUCCCCACGUUGGUGAGGUACAAGACGAAUAUGAUGGAUAUGACGAAGACGAGCAAACGUUCUUUAAGACUAGUGGAAAUUUGGUUCUUGCAAUGACUUUAGUGAGUGGGGGGUGUUAUGUGUCGCUAUUUGCGUUGCUUGCAAGGCUGUGA